AUGCCUCCUGCAGCCAAGCAUCAAUAUUGUGUCGGAUCUGCAGGGUUUGAACCUUCCGCCGUGGCCGGCGAUGAUGCCCUGCAGACCCAAAUCGAUAAGCUAUUGAAAAAUGAUGACCUUCUCGGUGCCAACCGUGUGUUGUUCAAGCUCCCGAAUGGUGACGACUACAUCUACCAUGCAAAUGCAAGCGUAAGCCUGGCCCAAGUACAACACAUCGUACAGCUCGGGGGCAUCAACGGAUUGCACGAUUGGUAUAAAUUGACUGACGGGACGCCGAGGAAUCCACCGCCGCAAUCGGAUAUAGAUACCUAUGUAUCUAUAUUCAGCCACAAGACUGCGACUCUUUCUGCACUGAAGAACUUCAAGACGAACGCCAAGAAAGACUCUAUCAGAGCAGAGUGUGCUACCUACAUCGCCGACAAAAGAUACAUACACGCAGCUCUUGAAUCGAAGCUAACGAUACCCAAAACUAAGUCGCCGUCAAUAUACAACCCGUAUUAUCAGUUUUGGGAGUGGUCUUGUCGCUCAUUAGAGUGGUGCGGCCCGUGUGCAUCCUCUGAAAGAGUAGUCACAAGUCACCACGUGUUGCCGAUUUUCAUGCAUCAUUUCGGAUGCGCUACGCCCUCACACGAGAGUUUGCAGAUGCUAAAAAUCUUGGCAGACGGCCGUGAUGUCGCAGAUAUAGGCUCCGGAAACGGCUACUGGAGUUAUAUGCUGAGAGCGUACGGUCUAAGGUCGCAUCCAGUAGAUAACAUGCAAAGCGCGUGGCGGGUAUCCUGGGUCGACGACACGGUGAUAUCAGACGGUGUCAAGUGGCUCAAGCAACACGAGAAUGGCAAGCAAAUGGUCCUGUUACUGGUCUAUCCCGUGGUUGGAGGGGGCACCGGCGGCGGUACUGAAGGCGCCUUCACGAAGGGCUUGGUCAAUGCGUAUGGUGGCGAUACAAUAGCUGUGGUCGGAACACAAAACAGGAAUGGGUAUACUGGGUUCAAGGACAAGACCAUGGCUGAAUACAUGGAGAGGGAACAGCCACGCUGGACAAAAGUUGUCCAGAUAGCGCUCCCGAGCUUCUGCGGCAAAGAUGAGGCGCUAUUUGUGUACCAGAGAGGCGAUCGUGCCGUAAACCUAGGCGCAGGAUCCGGCCAGUAG
Molecule: messenger RNA, 1149 nt
Organism: Akanthomyces muscarius
Lineage: Eukaryota; Fungi; Ascomycota; Sordariomycetes; Hypocreales; Cordycipitaceae
Exons: 2
Coding region: 1-1149 (382 amino acids)
Source: RefSeq, a predicted model, not a curated record